Molecule: messenger RNA, 989 nt
Organism: Tripterygium wilfordii
Lineage: Eukaryota; Viridiplantae; Streptophyta; Magnoliopsida; Celastrales; Celastraceae
Product: ESCRT-related protein CHMP1B-like
Exons: 1
Coding region: 126-737 (203 amino acids)
Biological process (GO): protein transport; endosome transport via multivesicular body sorting pathway; late endosome to vacuole transport
Cellular component (GO): ESCRT III complex; multivesicular body
Source: RefSeq, a predicted model, not a curated record
UUUACGAGUCAGCGAUUCAAGGAUUCAAAUUAUUAUAUCAUCUGCAGCUCCAAAAUGGCCCAUAGAAGUUCUGUUUUACUCUCGAUCUGAAACCCUAGAUUUCAAAAAUCUACACGAAGAUCGGCAUGGGGAACACGGAGAAGCUUUUGAAUCAGAUCAUGGACCUUAAAUUCACGGCGAAGUCGUUGCAGAGGCAGGCAAGGAAGUGUGAGAAAGAAGAGAAGGCGGACAAAUUGAAAGUGAAGAAGGCUAUUGAGAAGGGGAAUAUGGACGGUGCCAGGAUCUACGCUGAGAACGCCAUCCGCAAACGCAACGAGCAGAUGAACUACCUCCGUCUUGCCUCCCGCCUCGACGCCGUUGUUGCCAGGCUCGACACUCAGGCCAAGAUGACCACCAUCAACAAGUCCAUGGGAAGCAUCGUCAAGUCCCUUGAGUCCUCUCUUGGCACCGGUAAUUUGCAGAAGAUGUCGGAAACCAUGGAUCAGUUCGAAAAGCAGUUUGUGAACAUGGAGGUGCAGGCAGAGUUCAUGGAGGGUGCGAUGGCAGGUUCCACCUCGCUGUCGACGCCUGAAGGUGAGGUCAACAGCUUGAUGCAGCAGGUGGCAGAUAACUAUGGAUUGGAGGUGUCCGUCGGGCUGCCGCAGCCAGCUAUGCAUGCCGUGCCUACCCAGUCAGAGGAGAAGGUCGAUGAGGGUGAUUUGUCAAGAAGACUAGCGGAGCUUAAGGCCAGAGGGUAAAAGAUCCUGAAAAGUUUGUAUGUGAGUGUUUCAUCUCAUUACAUAUUAUAUUGGAUUGGCUUAUUACCUAUUGUGUGUAAAUUUGGCUAAAUUGGUACUACGAAUGCUAUUGUUCAUAAUGAGCCACUUCGUUCGAUUCAUAUUUCAGUAAAUGCUUCCUUGCGGCUUGAGUAGUUUCCUCUUUUUUCCCAAUGAUUUUCUCUAAAUUGUCCUAAUUGCUGCUUGUAAUAUAUAUUCUCCGUAAUUUCUGCU